UUUGGUUAACGCACGAUUGCGGAGAUGCCCGGGCUCCUCAAUCUCUUCUCCAAAACCCUAAUUUUCCCUACAAAACCCUAAUCCCCACUCCCCUGCUUCGUUUUCUUUGUUUCUUUUGUCGCAAUUUGUUUCGCCAUGGCUUCGGGAAAGAGGGAGAACGAAGUCCAAGGGCCCGGAAUGGGGGAUCAGAUCGAACAGGUGGAUGCUACGGUUCUUCAAUAUCAGAAUCAAAAGCUUAUUCAACAGCUAGAGGCGCAGAAGGCAGAAAUGCAUGCACUGGAAGGGAAGUUUAAAGACUUGAGAGACAAGCAGAUUUCUUACGACAACACUUUGAUUGCAGUGAACAAAAUGUGGAAUCAGCUAGUCGAUGACCUAGUCCUUUUCGGGGUACGCGCUGGAGGCGAAUUACGCUGUUUACAAGCAUUGGAACAUGAAGAUUUCUCAAUUGAUGAUGCUCUUGCUUCUUGUCCUCCGGAAGAGAUAUUUCUUUGUAGGCUCCUAAGAUCAGGCUAUGUUGAUAAGAAUAGAGGAAGUAUUUCUGUAAAAGCUGUACAAGAAGCCCUUUCUUUGCGCCAUUCAGCAAUUGUGGAUCUAAUGAAGCACCUCCAGGAGGCUAUUGCUGCUCGACUAGCUAGAAACGAGCUUUUGGCUUCUGCUUUACAUGGAAACCUAUCUUCGGAAGAUGCUAUUGUGCAACUCAGAAACCAUAAUGGCUACUUGAGGGAGGUCAUCAGUAAUAUGCGUGAGGCCAUUGACGUUGUCCAUCUGAAGCAUAAUAGGUUUACAGAUGAAAUCAGCUGUUAUAUUGACAACCAUUCAAGAGAACAAUCCGAAAUAAAGCAUCUUUCAGGUGACUUGGAAGAAAGCAUGGCCGAGCUUGAGGAAAGUCGAAGAAAGUUGGUUAUCCUGCAAAUGCAAAAGCAUGGGCCAUCUUUUAUAAAUGCUUCAAUUGGAAUUGCUGUCAACGGAAGCAUUUCUCUGGAUAAACCUGCAGAUAAGACCAUGAGUUGGCGAGAGUUGAAAGACUCAGUUGAUGAGGCUAAGACACUCGCAGCUAGCCGCCUUUUUGAACUUCAUGAGGCUCAAGAGGACAACUUGAUCCUAUCUAAGCAAUUGGAAGAACUUCAAAGCCAGUUGAAGGAUGACAAGUAUGUAAUCUUAUCAAAACCCUACUCCCUUCUAGAUGACCAACUCCACCACCUUACUGCAGAACUCGAAAGAUACAAAGGAUUAACAGAGUUUUUGCAGGCUGACAGGAAUAACAUACUCCAGAGGGAGAAGGAACUAAGCACAAAAGCAGAGUCUGCGGACAGUCUUAAGAUAUCUAAUAGCAAUUAUGAGUCCAAGAUUGAAGAGCUGGAGCUUAAAAUUCAGAAAUUUAUCAAUGAAAGAAACAAUCUCGAGAUCAAGCUGGAGGAAACUUUGCAGGAUACAGGGAGAAAGGAUUUUAAAGAUGAGAUUCAUGUGAUGGCAUCUGCACUAUCUAAAGAGAUGGAGAUGAUGGAAGCCCAAUUUAAUAGGUAUAAGGAUGCAGCUUGUGAAGCGCUUUCAUUACGUGAAGAAGCCAAUUCUUUGAGAGUUUUAUUAGAGAAGAAGACUCUUGAACACAAAACUCUGUCAGAUAAAUGUGCAGAGGAACUCGUCGAGAUCAAGUCCCUUAAAGCUUUGCUGGAGAAAUUGGAAAAUGAAAAGCAGGAGCUGCAAACUUAUCUAGAAAUGUACGGACAAGAGUGUUUUGACACAAGAACGAUAAUGGAAAUCAAAGAAUCAGAGAACAGAGCUCGGAUGCAGGCUGAAUACCUGAGAACUGUCUUAGAUGAACAUAAUCUUGAGUUACGGGUGAAAGCAGCAAAUGAAGCUGAGGCUGCCUGCCAGCAAAGGCUUUCGGCUGCUGAAGCUGAAAUCGCAGAUUUAAGGGCAAAGUUAGAUUCUUCGGAAAGAGAAGUUUUGGAGCUUCAAGAGGCCAUAAGAAUUAAAGAUGCGGAAGGAGAGGCUUAUAUUGCUGAAAUUGAGACAAUUGGUCAAGCAUAUGAAGAUAUGCAGGCUCAGAAUCAGCAUCUUCUCCAACAGGUUGCUGAUAGAGAUGAUUACAAUAUCAAGCUAGUAUCGGACAGUGUGAAGAUGAAGCAGACUCAUGGUAUUCUUCUUUUUGAAAAGCAAGCCUUGCUGAAGCAACUCCAGCAAGUUAAUGCCUCGUUAGAAAUUUCCAAGAUGAAAGUUGCUCGUGGUGAAGAACAGAUGAAAACGCAUGUCACCCAAGCUGUUAAAGCUUCUUUGGAGAGCAGGCAUGUUGUUAUUAAUUUAGACAGAGCUAAGAUUGAGUUAGUUGAUGCGGAGAAAGAACUCAAUUGGCUCAGAUCAGCCGCUGACUCUUCUCAAAAGGAAUAUGAGCAAAACCAGAAAAAGAUUGCCGAAUUGAAGAUGGAACUAGAGCGCGAAAGGAAUGAGAGAGAAAAGCUUGAGGAAGAGUACGAGGAAGUGAAAAGUGAAGUCAUGGAAAUGAGUUCUGAGAAUGAAGAGGCUACUAUCCAGAAGCUACAGGAUGAGAUUAAGGAGUGCAAGGCUAUUCUCAAAUGUGGUGUAUGCUUUGACCGGCCAAAGGAGGUGGUUAUUACCAAAUGCUUCCACCUAUUCUGCUAUCCGUGCAUACAGCGGAACCUCGAGAUCCGCCACCGCAAGUGCCCCGGAUGCGGCACGCCGUUUGGUCAGAGCGACGUCCGCGAGGUUAAGAUAUAGCUUAUUUAGAAGAUUUGUUUAUUUAUUUUCUUGUUUAUCACUCCCGUGCCCGCCCACCUCAGCAGGCCUUUAUGUGUUGUUAUUUUCUGUAGAACUUAGAUUUCAGUAUUUUAUAUUGUUUAUAUUGUAGCUUGUUUCUGUUUCUCUCUCUCUCUCUCUCUCUCUCUCUCUCUAAACGAGGUAAGGGAACAACGUGUAGAAUUUGUGUUCCUUUUUUCAUGAAAAUGAAAGUAGGUUAGUCAAUAGAAUGUGACAUAUCUCCUCUGGAGAGUAUAUUUAUGUGAUUUUAUGUACUCCUUUCAUUGUUCUAUCA
This is a messenger RNA of Ananas comosus (pineapple), 3049 nucleotides long. RefSeq names its product E3 ubiquitin-protein ligase BRE1-like 2. The transcript is spliced from 19 exons. Gene Ontology annotation, cellular component: HULC complex; nucleus. Bases 136 to 2736 code for a protein of 866 amino acids. NCBI's taxonomy places the organism in Eukaryota, Viridiplantae, Streptophyta, Magnoliopsida, Poales, Bromeliaceae. The record is from RefSeq and is a predicted model, not a curated record. Gene Ontology annotation, molecular function: ubiquitin protein ligase activity.